AUUGCAAAUUUCAUAUCAUUCACUUAUUUCUCAGUUCUAUCGGAAUUAGCCAAUGAAUAAAACACGUUUUACCAAGGUGUCGUAAAAGUGACAUGGUGAGCGCACCUUUAGAAAUAGCAGUGGAAGUACAACACAGGGCAUGGUGGGUACGAUUGGUAUCAAAGAACCCCGACCUAGUAGUAAUUUCAGCUCAAAAAAAAGUUAGGUUAGAUUAGGUAUUCCUAGGGAAAGCAGUCAAUAUUCGAGUAUCUGUAGAUUUCGAGUUGGAAUAUUCAAAUACUUGUGCGCUUCGGAUUUAAAAUCUUAGUUCUGGAGUUCUCGAAUGAAGAAUUUGCGACAAUUAAUCAUGGUACAUGAAAAAUUUCGAGUACUAUAACAAGUGGUGGGAUUUCUGUCCCCUACAUCUACAUUUUCCCUAGAGAAGUCCCCCAUGCUCGACACUGUACAGUGCGCGCGCCUUCAGGCCACGAUUGGCCCGGUACUUCCCGUCAGUCUUCAGUCUGAUGCGGUGGAACGUGCUCGUGCCAGGGUUUUGUUCGCGAGCCGCGCGUCUUUCAUUCAUACUCGUUUGUGGUAGUAACUUCGGUGUCGCUUCCUAUCCAAGGCGAGUUACUCGGAAAGAUUUGGUGGACUAUACAGAACGGUGCGUGUUAACGUAUGAAAUAUGCAGACACUUCCGAGCAGCUCGAUGGUGUAACGUAUAUAACUCGCGUAAACACAAUGGACAUCGCCGUUUCAUGCACAAAGGACGGAUAGAAAGCAGUGAGUGAGUGAGUGGAGUAUAGUGUCCAAGAUGGCGGAAUCAAGCUAUUAUCAGGGCGAUUACAUCAGGCACCCGGUUCUUUACGAACUGUCGAGCAAGUAUGGAGUGGCUGGCAGUGACCAGGUGCCCUUGCCGGCUCGUCUCGACGAGCUCCGGGAGCACAUACGCCGAGAAAUACGCAAGGAGUUGAAGAUAAAGGCCGGCGCUGAGAAGCUGAGGGAAGUGGCGACCGAUCGUAAAGCGUUGUCGGACGUGGCAUCGAUCGUGAAAAAGUCGAAUAGUAAGCUGAACGAACUCCAGGCCGAGCUUCAACAGCUCGAGAGUCAAAUUAUAUUGACGCAGGGCCAGCCACAGUCGCCCCAACAAAAUCACUCGAACGGUCAAGACACGCCUCUGUCACCAAUGGGGCCGUCGUCGCCGAGUCAGGAGGGUCUAUUCACGGAUCUUCGUCUUUUGUCCUUGGAGAAGCAGCUCAAUAUCGAACUCAAGGUGAAGCAGGGGGCGGAAAAUAUGAUACAGAGUUUAACGAGUGGCAGGGAUAAGAAGUUGCUGCAGGAGGCUCAACAAAUGUUGGAUGAUUCCCGUGCUAAAAUCGAGUUCCUAAGGAUGAGAAUAAUGAAGGUGCGACAAGCUCGUCAACAGCAACAUGCAAGAGGCGAUGCACCACCGCCGAAUGGCGAGGCAACUAGCAAUAAAGACAGGUACGAGCCUAGCUUGGAGCUUGCAUUGGAGGAAAGGGUGGAGGAGCUCCGACAUCGUUUACGAAUCGAAGCUGCGGUGGUGGAAGGAGCUAAAAACGUGAUACGUCUUCUACAAAGUGCCAAAGUCGCCGAUAAGAAGGCCCUAACGGAGGCUCAAGCAAGCCUUGCAGAAUCAAGUAGAAAAUUGGACCUACUGAGAUUAUCCCUCGAACUUAGACGACAAGAAUUGCCACCUGACAGUGGCACGGCAGCUCAGCUGAAGAGGGAACUAGCUAGUGUACAAUCGGCUAGUCCAGUCCCAGUUACUUAUACGUCCUUGCAACCAUUUCGCGGUCCGCUCGAAGGUAGAGCCACCGUGCCCGCUUCUGUUUCGAGAUGUGCAGCUGUUACUGGACAAUUAGAGGUACGAUUAAUGGGAUGCCAAGAUUUAGCGGAAGAAAUACCUGGACGUACGAGAAGGGAACAUCCGGCAAGUCCAGACUUACGUAGUUUCGUUAAAGGAGUUACAGGGCGUAGUUCGAGCAAAUCGUACAGCGUUAAAGAUGAAACGAGUAAUGAUAUUAUGGCAGUUAUUAAAUUAGACAACCAAACAGUAGCACAAACUAGUUGGCGACCGUGUUCCCAGCAGGCUUGGGAUCAAAGGUUUUCCAUCGAACUAGACAAGUCGAGAGAACUCGAGAUAGGCAUUUAUUGGAAAGAUUGGAGAUCUCUUUGUGCUAUAAAGUUUUUACGUUUAGAAGAAUUCAUCGAUGAUGUGAGACACGGGAUGGCUCUGCAGUUGGAGCCACAGGGUCUUCUCUUUGCCGAAAUUAAGUUCUUGAAUCCUAUGAUUUCGAGGAAGCCUAAGUUGCAACGACAACGCAAAAUCUUUAAGCAGCAAGUGAAAAAUUUCCCGAGAGCUAAUCAAAUGAAUAUUAAUGUUGCCACUUGGGGUAGACUUUUGAAACGAUCGGCACCCUCGUUGCACAAUACGAGAAACUCUGAAAGUCCGCCAUCAGGAUCACAACCUCUGCAGCUUGUUUUCGAUACCUCCCUGGAAGACAAACCCGAAACACCUGGAGAACUUCCUGAUCCAGAGAAGGGAGGGUUGGGAGGAGCUAGACCUUUGGGAUUGUCAACCUCAAGUAGUAGUCCCACACUGCCACGUCCUCCAGAGCAUCCUCCACCUCCACCACCCACAAUUACAAAGAAACCCUCGAUGCCAGCACCUCCACCGCCACCAAAAUUAGAUCAAGAGUUACAGAGUGCAUUAAGGGAGUUUGAUUUUCUGCACAACGAGGAAAAGGGGGGGUCUCAGGGCGCAAAUUUGAGGCCUCUUGUAACAGAGCCUCGUCCCGUGCUGAUUGCACCACCCUCUCCACGCACACCCUCGCCCCAACCCGUCGUCGAGUUUCCUGAAGACGAGGUGGUGUAUGAAAUGCCAAGCAAGCCGUCUCAGUACAGAGACAGUGCCUACGAAUCCAGAAGACAUUCGCAACUUACUGGAAUGACCAUAGAGAACUUCAGGUUACUUUCAGUUCUCGGACGUGGUCAUUUUGGCAAAGUGAUAUUAUCGCAAUACAGAAAUACAGGGGAAUACUUUGCGAUCAAAGCUCUGAAAAAGGGUGAUAUAAUAGCUAGGGACGAAGUAGAGUCAUUGCUUUCAGAGAAAAGAAUAUUUGAAGUGGCCAAUGCCACGCGUCAUCCCUUCCUCGUAAACCUGUUUGCUUGCUUUCAAACUGAGGCACAUGUUUGUUUUGUGAUGGAAUAUGCAGCUGGAGGAGAUCUUAUGAUGCAUAUACACGCGGAUGUGUUCGGUGAACCGAGAGCUGUAUUUUAUUCAGCCUGUGUAGUGUUAGGUUUACAGUAUCUGCAUGAAAGUCGAAUUAUUUACAGAGAUUUGAAAUUAGAUAAUUUACUGCUGGAUACGGAAGGAUAUGUAAAAAUCGCUGAUUUCGGUUUGUGCAAAGAAGGAAUGGGAUAUGGAGAUAGAACAGGAACCUUCUGUGGAACACCAGAAUUCUUAGCACCUGAGGUUCUUACUGACACCUCGUACACAAGAGCUGUUGAUUGGUGGGGUCUGGGUGUGUUAAUAUUUGAGAUGCUUGUUGGUGAGUCACCCUUCCCUGGUGACGAUGAAGAAGAGGUGUUUGAUUCUAUCGUGAAUGAUGAAGUUCGAUAUCCAAGAUUCCUUUCUUUAGAAGCGAUAGCAAUAAUGAGAAGGUUACUGAGAAAAAAUCCUGAUAGAAGGCUGGGUAGUAGCGAAAGAGAUGCCGAGGACGUUAAAAAACAAGCAUUCUUUAGGCACAUAGCUUGGGACGAUUUGCUUUUGAGACGCGUAAAACCACCGUUCGUUCCAGUAAUUCAUUCGGUGGAAGAUGUUAGUAAUUUUGAUGAAGAAUUUACAUCAGAAAAACCUCAGUUAACUCCACCUAAAGAUCCUAGGCCGCUUAGUGAUUUAGAACAAAUGCUAUUUAAAGAUUUUACGUAUAUGGCUGACUGGUGCUAGCCAUAAUGACGUUAUUAAUCGUCUUCUUUUUUGUUAAAUUUGAUACGCAAAUCAUUUAGCGUUCUAUUACUUUUUCAGACAUCAUUUUAGGGGCAAUCAAAUCGCAAUUAAUAACAUCGAUAGUUAUAGAUGUAUUUGUUUAAUCUUCAAAAUAAUAUGUUCCACAUUUGAUAGUGUUAUGUAUUGUACAGAUGUUUUAUUUUUAGUGGUAAAUGUAUCAGGCAUGAAAGAUUGAAAAUCAUAUGUUUAAUCGUCGAAUCUCAGGUUUUUAAUUAAUGUGUAUGAAUUUCAGACUUUUAACUCGUAGUUAUACAAUUCAGGUUUACGUUUAAUGCAAUUGUUUCCAAUAUGCAGUGUAAUAAAUACUUGUAUUUAUUUGAAAUAUCUUGAUAUAAUGUUGAGAUUUAAUCGAUUAGAAUGCCGGAAAAGAAAGAUAAAAUGUACAUGUACUUUUGUAACGUGUUCGUACUUUGAUACAGUUCUACAUAUGCAAUCAACAUUUAUAUCGUUUAAUUAAAUACUUAUCAGAUUUCAUAAUCAUGAUGUUCUAAAUAUUGACCAAAUGUCUAAAAUGAUAUCUGUUUAAAGUAUUAUUUUACAAUUCUCACAUAUGCACAUUUACUCCCUUAUGUAUAGUAAACAUUUUCCAGCCACUCAACAAUUGUAUCCUUAACAUAAAGAACCAUUCAUUGUAUAAACGUAUUAUGAUUUAUAAAAUGCAGAAAAUAAAUCAAAAGGUAGUUGUA
Messenger RNA from Megachile rotundata (alfalfa leafcutting bee), 4698 nucleotides. RefSeq names its product serine/threonine-protein kinase N (gene Pkn). Gene Ontology annotation, biological process: protein phosphorylation; signal transduction. The record is from RefSeq and is a predicted model, not a curated record. Gene Ontology annotation, molecular function: ATP binding; protein serine/threonine kinase activity; small GTPase binding. Lineage: Eukaryota; Metazoa; Arthropoda; Insecta; Hymenoptera; Megachilidae.